ACAACACUAACGGAAACAUCAACGUGAAAGCGAGACGGACGCCCUCCGUCCCGUUAUAUGCUGUGUCUGUCUGUCUGUGUGUUGAGAGUUCUACGUCGCGCACUCCAAAAAAGAAUAAAAGAAAAACUUUAACACUCACACACACACACCUACACACAUAUGCAGUAAGUUAAUAUAUAGUUAAAACAAAUUUAAGAAAAAAAGAAACAAGUGCAAGUAAAAGGUGCCCAAUGUGGCCAAUGGAAAUGCCAAAGAAAAUGCAGCAACAACAAAUUCGACAGCAAACGCGAAUUCUACGGCGACAACAACAGCAGCAGCAGCAGCAACAACAACAACAACAGUUGCAAUUUCCCAAUACAUAAGUCCACCGAAUUUCCGUCUUUGUCGCGCGCGUUUACACACAACAGGCACACACACACACGCAGGGACACAUGCAUGUGCAUAAAUGGCAAUAUGGACGAACAGCAGCUGCAUUUGCGUUGUAUACCAGCACAGUGACACGCGCGUGCCAAAUAUUGCCGAUUUUAUCACACGAACAACAACAACAACAGCAACAACAACAACACCAGCGGGACCAGCUAUUAAGUAAAGGAGCCACUACAACAACAAGAAGAACAACCAUAGGAACAACAACAACAACGAAAGCAACGAAAAUUGCUGGAAGGCGUCGCAAAAUAUCAAAAUGUCAAUUCAGAAGCUAAACGACACCACCAACUCGGGCUACGUGAGUUCCGAGGAGACGGACUCGCUGCUGGUGAGCAGCUCGAAUCCCUCGAAGGGUGGCGGUCGGACGGCCCUGCUCCGCCAGGUGAAGAGCAGCUCCACGAAUGGCCCGACCACGGGCGCAUCCACAUCCUCGUCGGGAUCGGGGGGCGGGGGAUCGGGAUCGGGAACGGGAACGGGAACGGGAACCGGUUCCCAAGCGGGCUCCGCAUCCGGUUCCGGAGCCGGGGCUUCCAAGCCGACGCUGAUGCGGCAGGAUCGCACUUCCACCUACCUGACGAGUCCGCAGCAAUCGCAGCACGCGCGGAUGGGAUCCGAGGAGAGUAUGCGCGGCGGCAUCGGUGGCAGCGGAGCCACCGGGCAUCCGGACGAGGAUGUGGAGCAGGGACUGGUGCGCAGCAGCAUAGUGCCUGACAUCGAAGUACACGAAGAGGACCAAGAGCAACACAGCCAGGGAACAACGACAACAACGUCGACCAACAACAACAACCAACAACAACAGCAGCAGCUGCAGCAACAACCGACCAUAUCAAUUAUGAAUUUAAGCCUAAAGCCCGACAGUCAUAGCCACAGCUCCAGUCCGGGCAGCCAUCCGAAUCUGGGCACCUCGUCAUAUCAGAACCUGGCCUCGAGCAUACCGCCCAGCGUGCCGAGUCGCUGCCGGGCGUGCCGCAACUGCAGUCGACGUGCUUCCACCACGCCCACCACGCUGAUCGAUCGCUCCGCCUCGCGAGACAGCGUCAAAAGUGCCUUCCAGCAGGGCAAUCUCAGCGGCUCCAUGGCCAUCUGCAUAUCGAACUCGGCCCUGCCGCAGCAGCAGCAGCAGUAUCACCUGCAGCAGCAUCAGCAGCAGCACUAUCAGCUGCAGCAGCAACACCACUUGUCGCAGCAGCAGCAGCAGCACUUGUCGCAGCAGCAACAGCAGCAGGUGCCGCCCGUUUUGAUCACCUCCUCGCCCACGAAUGGAUCCAGGAUAAUACGGCAGAGCUCGCAGCCGGAGUCAAGCAGCACGGCGAUUUGCUGCGGACCACAUACCGCCUGCGUCGGCCACGCCCACUCGUACUCGCACACCGUGCCCAACGUUUCGCUGAAGCAACUGCGCGAGAGUUCCGGCGACGGCAUCGCCGGCAUUGCCGCCGACUCACUGCGCAUCAACGGGGGAAUGCGGCCCUUCAAGCAGGGCGUUCUUCUAAUGCCUCGCACCUUGUCCGAAAGCCGAAAGUUGCGCCUUCGAAGGGCCUUCACCGAGGCCACUAACGAAACACUCCAAUGCUCCAAAAUGCUCCGCAAACCGGCGUCGACACUCUCAAUUCCUGGCUCGAUGAAAACACCUUCCAUUGCGAACCGGGAACAGAUCUCAUCUGGAUGCAACGAAGAAGCGGCCGAGGCACUAGUGGGUAUCCACUCAGACUACCCUAGGUAUGAAAUGUAUAUGGAAGAACGUGCCCUUACUGGCGGCAAUACGUCCAGGAAGCCAUCGACUAACUCGGCCAAACACAAACCCAAUGUGGGCUAUCGCCUGGGAAAGAGGAAAGCCCUCUUCGAGAAGCGCAAACGCAUCAGCGAUUACGCCCUGGUCAUGGGCAUGUUCGGGAUCAUCGUGAUGGUAAUCGAAAACGAGCUGAGCAGUGCCGGUGUCUACACAAAGGCAUCGUUCUACUCGACAGCGUUAAAAACCUUAAUAUCUGUUUCGACUGUGAUUCUUUUAGGACUUAUAGUAGCUUACCAUGCUUUGGAAGUGCAGGUGAGAUUAUUCAUGAUAGAUAACUGCGCCGACGAUUGGAGGAUCGCAAUGACAUGGCAACGAAUUAGUCAAAUAGGGUUAGAACUUUUUAUAUGCGCUAUACAUCCAAUUCCUGGCGAAUACUAUUUCCAGUGGACGACGAAAUUGGCCAAUAAGAAUAAAACAAUUGGCACCGAAAUGGUGCCAUAUGACGUAGCUUUAUCAUUACCUAUGUUCCUUCGAUUAUAUUUAAUCUGCCGCGUAAUGCUGCUGCAUUCAAAGCUAUUCACAGACGCAUCAUCACGGAGCAUUGGCGCUCUCAAUAGGAUAAAUUUUAACACAAGAUUCGUUUUAAAAACUCUAAUGACAAUAUGCCCGGGAACGGUUCUAUUGGUAUUCAUGGUCUCGCUGUGGAUCAUUGCAUCCUGGACGCUGCGUCAGUGCGAAAGAUUUCAUGAUGAAGAACAUGCGAAUCUUUUGAAUGCAAUGUGGCUGAUAGCGAUAACAUUUUUGAGUGUUGGUUUCGGUGAUAUUGUUCCGAAUACGUACUGUGGACGUGGUAUCGCUGUCAGUACAGGAAUAAUGGGCGCCGGCUGUACGGCUCUACUUGUGGCCGUAGUUUCCCGGAAACUGGAGCUGACCCGUGCCGAGAAGCAUGUGCACAACUUCAUGAUGGACACGCAGUUGACCAAACGGCUGAAAAAUGCUGCGGCGAAUGUUCUGCGUGAAACUUGGCUCAUUUACAAACAUACAAGACUAGUAAAACGGGUUAAUCCCGGCCGUGUAAGAACCCACCAAAGAAAGUUCCUUCUAGCUAUAUAUGCGUUGCGAAAAGUUAAAAUGGAUCAACGCAAACUAAUGGAUAAUGCAAACACAAUAACUGACAUGGCAAAGACACAAAACACGGUCUACGAGAUAAUAUCGGACAUGUCUAGCCGUCAGGAUGCCAUCGAGGAGCGCCUAACCAACCUAGAGGACAAAAUGCAGAGCAUACAAGAGCACAUGGAAAGCCUUCCAGACCUAUUGUCUCGAUGUCUGACCCAGCACCAGGAGCGGAUCGAGCAGCGGCGGAACUUUUUACAUCCAGACACAGCUGCAGUUGCCCCCAUUCAAGCGCCAACGCCCCAAUCGAUGUUCAAUGCAGCGCCCAUGCUGUUCCCCCAUUCUAGAAGUGUUCCCUCAUCCAAUAACGCCGCUGCUACUUACCAUUGGCCAACAAGCCCUAUUUUGCCACCUAUAUCUAGUAGAACACCACAUUUAGUGCCUGAUACUCACAUGCCAUCAAAUGGAUCUGCAGUUAAUAGCUACGCAUCUUCCAACAAAUAUGGCAGCUGAA
Drosophila ficusphila is the source of this 3782-nucleotide messenger RNA. It is a transcript of the gene SK, whose product is annotated as small conductance calcium-activated potassium channel protein. The record is from RefSeq and is a predicted model, not a curated record. NCBI's taxonomy places the organism in Eukaryota, Metazoa, Arthropoda, Insecta, Diptera, Drosophilidae. Gene Ontology annotation, biological process: potassium ion transmembrane transport. Gene Ontology annotation, cellular component: plasma membrane; neuron projection; neuronal cell body. Bases 683 to 3781 code for a protein of 1032 amino acids. Gene Ontology annotation, molecular function: calmodulin binding; small conductance calcium-activated potassium channel activity. The transcript has 16 exons.